Molecule: messenger RNA, 4737 nt
Organism: Dromaius novaehollandiae (emu)
Lineage: Eukaryota; Metazoa; Chordata; Aves; Casuariiformes; Dromaiidae
Gene: RUFY3
Product: RUN and FYVE domain containing 3
Exons: 18
Coding region: 380-2266 (628 amino acids)
Biological process (GO): regulation of axonogenesis
Cellular component (GO): axon; cytoplasm; dendrite
Molecular function (GO): metal ion binding
Source: RefSeq, a predicted model, not a curated record
GUGCUGCAUUCUGCCUUUGUUUUCGCUUGGGUAAUCAUCAGAGGAAGCCCUUUUUCUUCUUCUUUUUUUUUUCUUUUCGUCUUUCUUAUCUUUUUUUUUUCCUGCUCUGAUGCAGAAGCCAGGUUUUCUGUGGUCUGUUAGGAUCAAUAGGCUUUAGCGUAGCUGAGGACGACGACAGUUGGUGAAAAGGAAGGAGGAAGACACAAGCGUGAAGGAGCAGCGUUUUUACCUUGCUUUAUAUAUGAAAAGGCCAGAGCUGUUUGUGUGAUCCCGAGCAUAUCUGUCCUUAAUAGCAAGGUAUUUCUUAUUUUCUUCUUCAGAAAGCUUUUCUUUUUAGUUCUUGUUUUUCUGUUGUUAUUGUUGUACCAGCUGAGUCAUCAUGUCUGCUCUGACGCCUCAAAGCGACAUGCCAACCCCCACCACAGACAAGAUCACUCAGGCUGCCAUGGAGACCAUCUAUCUUUGCAAAUUCCGAGUGUCGAUGGAUGGAGAAUGGCUCUGCUUGCGCGAGCUGGACGACAUCUCGCUGACACCCGACCCAGAACCUACCCACGAAGAUCCUAACUAUCUCAUGGCUAAUGAACGCAUGAACCUGAUGAACAUGGCGAAACUGAGUAUAAAGGGGUUGAUUGAAUCAGCACUUAAUCUAGGCAGAACACUGGACUCUGACUAUGCACCUCUUCAGCAGUUCUUCGUUGUGAUGGAGCAUUGCCUUAAACAUGGCCUGAAAGCCAAAAAGACUUUUCUUGGGCAAAAUAAAUCAUUUUGGGGACCACUGGAACUGGUAGAAAAGCUUGUUCCUGAAGCUGCAGAGAUCACAGCAAGUGUUAAGGAUCUCCCAGGGCUGAAGACGCCUGUUGGUAGAGGAAGAGCUUGGCUUCGUCUGGCUCUAAUGCAGAAGAAACUUUCAGAAUACAUGAAAGCCUUGAUAAACAGAAAGGAUCUUCUCAGUGAAUUUUAUGAGCCUAAUGCACUCAUGAUGGAAGAAGAAGGUGCUAUCAUUGCUGGCCUCCUAGUAGGGCUGAAUGUCAUCGAUGCAAACUUUUGCAUGAAGGGUGAAGACCUGGAUUCACAGGUUGGAGUUAUUGAUUUUUCCAUGUAUUUGAAAGAUGGAAACAGCACGAAAGGCAGUGAGGGGGAUGGUCAGAUAACUGCUAUUUUGGACCAGAAGAACUAUGUAGAAGAACUGAAUAGACAUUUAAGUGCGACAGUAAACAACCUACAGGCAAAGGUGGAUGCCUUAGAAAAAUCCAACACUAAACUGACUGAGGAGCUUGCUGUUGCGAACAACAGGAUUAUUACGCUGCAGGAGGAGAUGGAGCGGGUUAAAGAAGAGAGUUCUUACAUCUUGGAGUCCAAUCGUAAGGUCACUAAAGACAGAACUGCAGAUGGACAUGCACUUACUGAGGCACGAAAACAGUUAAAGGAGGAGACUCAGCUGCGGCUGGAUGUGGAGAAAGAGCUGGAGGUGCAGAUUGGGAUGAGACAGGAGAUGGAGUUAGCCAUGAAGAUGCUGGAGAAGGAUGUUUGCGAGAAGCAAGAUGCGCUGGUGGCACUCAGACAGCAACUGGAUGAUCUCAGGGCCCUAAAGCACGAACUGUCUUUUAAGCUGCAGAGUUCAGACAUGGGAGCAAAACAGAAGAGUGAAUUAAACAGCCGUUUGGAAGAAAAAACAAAUCAGAUGGCUGCUACCAUCAAACAGCUUGAACAAAGAUUGCGACAGGCAGAGAAGGACCGUCAGUUGGCUGAGCAGGACAACCGUCUCUUCAAGCAGGAGUUUGGGGACAAAAUCAACAGCCUGCAGCUAGAAGUGGAAGAGCUCUCCAGGCAGCGGAGCCAGCUUGAACUAGAGCUGAAGCGGGAGAGAGACAGAUGGCCACACAGUCACCAAAGUAGCCAAGAAAACAAAAAAAGCUGCCCGAAGAAUUGGUCAAGAGCGGAUGGGAAGCUCAAAAUCCAGGAAGAAAAUGCUAAACAGAAACAGCUACCAAGAGAGGAAAACAGUGUCCUGCCACACAAGUUACAGAGCGGCUUGCAGGAAGAGCAGGACCAGCUGUCAGCACCUGGAAAUGCCCAGCUUUGCCAACUCUGCCAGGAAGAAAGCAGCCGAAGCAAAAAAAAGAACGUCUGCAAGAACUGCGGUGGUAUCUUCUGUGGAGCUUGUUCAGCCAAUGAACUGCCCCUCCCGUCUAGCAUUAACCCCCAGCGUGUCUGCAACCCGUGUCACAAGCAACUCAUCCAGCAGUACUCGACCAGCCCCUUGUAGGAUGCGCCUUGCAGACGGCGGUGACCAAAAAAUUGCUGUAGCUGUUGUUCGUCUCUGAAGUGUUAAAGGGGAAUUUGAGGAGAAGACACUGGCCUGUGUUCUGUGGAGGUCAGAGUGGGAGGCUGCUUUAUAGUGUUUACAGUCUCUUGUGACUAAAAAUGAACAGUCCGAGCCUUCCUAGUUGAAAAAUCUACCUGCUCUCGGACCUCAGCUUGUGCUGGGGAGAACCGCUUCGGGAGUUGCACAUAAAGCAGCCCUAGAGCGUGCCCUGGCAACUUCAGGAAGCAGCGAGACCGGGCAGCCCCAAAAAGAGUCGAGCGUGCAUGUGUCUGCGUGCGCAAGUCGGCAAAGUUCUCUUCCUCAGUUGUGUUGCUUAAAGGCAUGCUGCUGUUACGGUUCACUGAAAGAAAAAUGGGAGCAUUUUUUAAUCCUCGUGUGUGACUGCACUUGAAAUACCAUUUCCCUUUUCCUGCCGCCUUUGACAAUCUGGCUCAACUGUGCUACGUCAGUGCCAGGUCUAAGCAACCCAGAUAGUAUGCCAACAAACACUUGCUACCUAAAGUUGUUUAGUUCAGUCCUCUGGCUGUGGGCUUACUAUGCACGUCAAUAUCAAAAAUCAAAAAAAAAAAAAAGAUAACCCAAACCCCUAAAAGUUCUUCUGUAUUUUAGGGAUUUGGGGUGGGUGGGUGGGUGGGUAGGGUCUUUUUUGAAGCAUGCAUGAUGUGAGAACUGACCUGCACUGAUCUGAUCAUCGCAGCAGUCACGGAAGUGCCUUAAGGCAUCUCUGACCUUCCUAUCAGAGACAUUCACUGUGACUUGACGACCAUAAAGUGGUGGUCAAACCAAAGGGCUGCAACUGUACUUUCUGUCUUGAUGUAGUAACUGGAGGAAUUUGAUUUCCAAGUACUUAGAUGCACAGUACUGAUCACUAACUACACAGAAUGCUUAGGGCCAUGUCUGGGCACGUCUCUCCCUUGUGCAUGUGAAAAAGUGGUUAUAAUAUGUCUGGUAUUUCACUCUAUUUUGUUAGAUUAAGAUGAAGCUGGGAUGAAGUCUGAAUGCUUUACACCUACUAGAAAUUCUAAUCUCAAACACAGUUUAAAGAGGUUUUACAGAUUAUGCUACAUCAUUUUUUGUUGCUGUUAUCUCAAGGAAUUCUGUUUUACUCCAAAGAGUGGUGGCUUCCUCAUAAAGUAUGUAGCAGAUCACAGUUUAUUUGCUCUGUUUUAUAAUGGAAGCCUAUUUCAAUCUUUAAGAUCAUAGAAUGUUUUGUAAUCCAUAAAAAAUAAUUUAUUUAUAUAUAUGAUGUGGCAGUUAGAUUCAUUUGCUGUUGUACAAAUUGUAUUAGGGGGCAGUGGUUUAAUUCCUCAAAAGGGAUUUUCUAGCCAUUAGACUGGCUGGAGCGGCAUUAAAAAGCUUGUCAGAGUUGAGGUGACUUCCUGUAGGUGACGCUGGAGUUGGUACCAGCAGCUAGUUUCUUCUAGUUCCCCGCUGGACUUGACAUUUUCAGCCACCCGAGUUCUCUUCCUCCUCUUACUGCCCUUUAGAGAGGGAGCAUUUCACAGAAGAACUUGUAAUUCUUUUCCAUGUUCUGCCCUCUUUUCCCCUCACGGUGGUAGUCACUGCCUGGAUUUCCUUGCUGCUGUCUCUUAACGUAGACUAGAAAUGGUAGAAAGUUUUAAAAGCCUGCUACUCAAGUGCAGGCAAACACUGCUUUGAAGGGGUGUGAUACCAUGGGUGAAGGGAGAAGAUGCUGAAUUUAUUGGUAACAAAUAUUAACUUUGUGUACAUAUUGUACACAUUUAGGGGGAUUUUAAAUUCCUGCAUCUGAAAACCAAUGUGACUUCUCUCCCAAAGAAAUUCCGAUCCAAGCAAUUUCAGUGUUGGAAGAUUAAACUGGAAACCCAGCACUUACUGUAAAUAAUUUUAAUGCUGGUAUGUGCAUGCAACUUUGCAGCUUUGAAGCAACAGCUUGUUAGUGACCUGUAUGCUGCUUCCAACUGUCCCGAAAGGAGCAACCGCUGCUCUGCUUGCUUGAGGUGAAGGCCGUGACUGUCUUCAUUUAAUAAAGCAGGACAGUUCCUCAGCAGGUCCUUUUGAGUUACAUGAGAUCUCUAUAAACGAGCAGCCCUUCAGGGAGGUACCUGAAGAUCCUUUAAAAUACAGCCCUGGCUGCUGUAAUAGUACUUGACAUUUAGAAAGGUCAGAGUGAGACGCGUGUUUGCUGCCAACUGUCUGUGUCAGCACUUGCCUCUUUCCUGUUACAGCAGAUGUCAGUGAACAUCUCUAUUUUCAAGUAAGUACUGGAUAUUACGCUUUGUGAUGCCACAAAUGUGCAAGGUGUGUUUGCUCAGGUACUGCUUGUGAUGCUAGAUUUUGGAGUCACACCUGGAAUGCUUGGACUGGGGAGAGCGGAAGGCAGUUUUCUUGUGUUAAUUUUGUUCCACACACAAUAAAAUUUCUCAUCUGUA